Molecule: messenger RNA, 816 nt
Organism: Morchella importuna
Lineage: Eukaryota; Fungi; Ascomycota; Pezizomycetes; Pezizales; Morchellaceae
Exons: 2
Coding region: 1-816 (271 amino acids)
Biological process (GO): regulation of transcription by RNA polymerase II
Cellular component (GO): nucleus
Molecular function (GO): RNA polymerase II transcription regulatory region sequence-specific DNA binding; DNA-binding transcription activator activity, RNA polymerase II-specific
Source: RefSeq, a predicted model, not a curated record
AUGUCGAGUAGCUACACUCCAGGCGGGCGCCAUAUUUUUGACUAUCUAAACGUCGUCCGGCGAGACGAGAACAGCUUUGACGACUUUGACCCCAAUGAUCUUGCCCAGUACACCGAGGCCAAGUUCUUUGACUUUGACAUGGGCCAACCUAGUGACGACCUCGACCUUGAUCCCAAAAAGGAGAACGGGGAUGUUGCAGCGACUACAGCUGUUGGAGGAGAUAUGGGACUAAAGACAGUGGAUAUGGACUUCUAUGCAGAUUUUGACAACUUUGAUUUCCAAAGUCUCACCACCGGAGGCGUAGUGGAACCAUUGCAGCACCAGCAGAUGCAGCCCGCCAUUCCCCUGUCAGUCCCCACUCCCACUGUCGCUGCGGCCGCCCCGCCCAAUCCCCACUCUGCCGCCUCCAAUGCCGGCACCCCAUACACUUCUACCUCCUCCCCAACACCCUCCACACCCCGGCCCGCAAAGCGAAAAGCCUCGAGCGAGCCAGAUAGCUUGGAGGAAGCCUCCCGACUUGCGGCCGACGAAGAUAAGCGUCGCCGCAACACGGCAGCAUCAGCAAGGUUCCGAGUCAAGAAGAAGCAACGGGAGCAGGCACUUGAGCGUACUGCGAAAGAGAUGACCGACAAGUGCUCCCUCCUAGAGCAGCGUAUUAACCGCCUCGAAAUGGAAAAUAGGUGGCUCAAGGGCCUAAUUGUUGAGAAAAAUAACGCGCCUGGCGAGGAUGAUCCAAGUGUGCUUUUUGCGGCCAAGUACUCAUCGGCUGCCGUUACAAGUACGGGCGAGUGCAAGGAUGGUGUUGGGACUGCUUAG